Molecule: messenger RNA, 771 nt
Organism: Parnassius apollo (apollo)
Lineage: Eukaryota; Metazoa; Arthropoda; Insecta; Lepidoptera; Papilionidae
Source: the annotation of a GenBank genome assembly
AUGGAUAUAAGAGAUGCAGCAAAGUCCACAAUGGAAAUUGUUAAUGUUCCACCAAUUGUGUCUACUUACCGACACGCAUUGCACACCUUCGAUGACAAGUUCAGAAAAGAUCUAAACAAAAACUUAGAUAAGUUGAAAACAAUGAUGGAUAAUUUAAGAGCGGAAGACUUAGGAUUGGAUAAGAAUCUUAGUGAUCCGGCUAUAUGGAGAAAACCAAACAAGGCACCAUGCACAUAUGUGGAAGUUUUUCAAAAUAGUCUUGUAAACAUGAGCAUAUUUGUAUUAAAACCGGGUUUUAAAAUGCCCCUUCAUGACCACCCGCAUAUGCACGGCCUGCUAAAAGUGAUUUCCGGAGCAGUUCGAAUACGGAGCUUUACCGAAUAUCCUUUAAAAGAAGCAAUAAAUAACAUAGACUUUGCCGUUCGCGCGAAACAUGAAGCUGCGCGUCUCGCCCAGGGCUUUCACAAACGUAGAAGAUUAUUUGCAAAAGUGUCUCAAAACUCAAUAUGCAGAGAAAAUUCCCAGACUUGUAUUUUAACACCUACAAUUUCAAAUUAUCAUGAAAUAGAGGCAUUGCAUAUGCCCGCUGCAUUUUUUGAUAUUCUUUCCCCACCAUAUGAUACUUUAAUAGAAGACAUUGGACCUAGACGUUGUCGAUAUUAUUAUGUAGCUAAUGAAAUAAGCACCAAUGUAGUAGAAUUGCAAGAAACAAAUGUGCCAGACUGUUUUUAUUGUGACCAAUUACCAUAUUUAGGACCAUUUCUUGGGUAA